Molecule: messenger RNA, 666 nt
Organism: Homalodisca vitripennis (glassy-winged sharpshooter)
Lineage: Eukaryota; Metazoa; Arthropoda; Insecta; Hemiptera; Cicadellidae
Exons: 1
Coding region: 1-666 (221 amino acids)
Source: RefSeq, a predicted model, not a curated record
AUGAAGGAAUCAAGGGAGCGUUUUAGCGGCUUAGAAACACUAGGGCAAGAGGUGAAGGACGUAGUUGAGGAAUUUAGAGUAAAAAUCCUAGUUUUGGAGCAAGAGAAUACCGAACUGAAGAAGAAUAUGGUGGAUAACAUCCAGAUGAAUAAAGGAAAUAAUCAAGAAAUUCGUCUUUUAAAACGUGAGCUCCUUGAACUACAACAAUCCGCCCAUCGGAACAAUAUCGAAAUAAAAGGCGUGCCUUCCUCUGGUAAAGAAGAUAUACUCAUGGUCAUGGAAGCCAUUGCGAAAGCCUUAGAUGUGCCGUACAAUAGGGGUGAGUUAGAUGUAGUCCACCGUAUGCCAACGUCUGACACCCACCAUCCAACUAUCAUCGCAGCUUUUAUGUACCGUGGCACCAGAGACAUGUGGCUUGCGGCCGCUAGAAAGAAGAAGCUGAUGACUACAGACAUCUCUACUCUCCUGGAGCCUGGCCCUGUGUAUAUAAACAGUCAUCUCACUUGCCAUAACAAGUUCCUUCUGGCGAGAGCCAAGCAACAUGUGAGAGACGAAGAAGUUGGAAGCAGUAUGGACUGUCGAGGGAAAGAUCCUGGUUCGGAAGGAAGAAGGAAGCCACGCACAGAGAGAAUGAGAAGAUCUGGACGGUAUAGCAGGGUGAGAUAA